Rhipicephalus sanguineus (brown dog tick) is the source of this 3273-nucleotide messenger RNA. Its product is annotated as Kv channel-interacting protein 4. NCBI's taxonomy places the organism in Eukaryota, Metazoa, Arthropoda, Arachnida, Ixodida, Ixodidae. The transcript is spliced from 9 exons. The record is from RefSeq and is a predicted model, not a curated record. The coding region runs from base 1354 to 2022 and encodes 222 amino acids. Gene Ontology annotation, molecular function: calcium ion binding.
CGCGGAGCGCGGACCAAUGGGGAGCUCGGACUCGGCGUCUAAGCCUCGUUCAAUCCAUCGCUCGAAAGGAGGCGUCGCAGAACGGCCGCUCUCAGGGCAGCUUGGGGUGGCAUCCGCAGCAGCUGCGAGCGAUGUCGGGAAUCCGUGUCCCGCGGCCCCCUCGCUAGAUAGGACGAGAUCGACGACUCUUCGCACCGCAUUCGCCGUCGCGUAGGAAACCUGACAUCGGCAGCAGGUGCGUCCGUUCUGGUGCUGGCCGCUCGUCGUCCUCACCGCUCGCAGUAGUGGCGCGUUUGCUGAUUGACUUCUCGCGGGAGUCCGGCCAGCACGUUGUGCGGGCGUCUUUCUUCCCUUCGAUCAAGCAAGCAAAAGAGGGAGCACGAAGAGGAAGUGCGAGUUUUCGAGUGCCCGAUGCUUCACAGGUAACUUUUUUUUCCUGCUCUGGUGUCUGCGCCAAGCGUGUACUCCGAACGACCGCCUAGAACCGGCGGAAAGCUGUUAAAACCUCGAAGAAUGUGCGUUGUUCCUAGCGAACGGCGAGAAGAGGUCAAGGUCAACAUUGGUAAAUAAGUUGUACGCAACGCUUGUUUGCUUGUACACUACAGUUUGUUGUCAUUGGUGAAAUUAAACGACAUUAUAUCUGGAACGCUGGAGGUACGUAAGAGAAAUUAUCUGUAAUGAGCGUUCACGUGAGAGCACUUGUAACUACUUCUCGAAGAAUUCAGCAGCAAGCCCGGUGCAUAUUUUGACAAGGCAUCCAUUUCGCUGACACGUUUAUCUGGCGCCUUCUCUGAAUCUCGGUGCUGUGUAACACAUCGAGAGCAUAAUCAGACCUCUGCGUCUCUUCAAAGACGAUUUGCUCACUGGGUCCAACAUCACAAAUGUGGUAAAAACGGUGUUGCUACUGUUCCAGCAGACAAGUCAUCUCACUCGUUUCAGAAGUCAUAGGUGUCUCGGGAUUCAGCAGCAGUGGAGGAAACUUGCUCCAUAAAAGUACACCGAUGCAAGCGUGUCAUCUCUUCACCUGAAGACAGAGCAGCUGUCGGCUUCUUUUCUGUUGCGCGCAAGUUCGCCGAUUAUGUGUCGCGGAUUCAACAUGAACACAGUGGAGAUGGUGGCGCAUAUCUGACAUCAUCCAUCUACGUCACCUUCUCUCAUUUGGGAACACAAAGUGUGUUCUUGGAAUUUCACGAAGAAGCGCCACUCUGUCACGAACAGAGGUUACAUUUUGGCUAAAGCGUGAACGAAUGUGCCAAGUACCAUCAUGAUUGGGAUGCGGACAUUGAUUAGCAACCUCGGCAUGAUGGGCAAAGUCACUAAAGCGGUGCGGCGGCUGACGCCAGGUGUCUCAUCAUGAUUGCGAUGACUAUGGAUACCCUGGCCAUUUGGUCCUCACGCAAGAAGAAAGAGAACCAGGGUAAGGGUGCAGAAAAGGCCAUCGAUGACUUGGAGAUGACCGUGGUCCGCUGCAAGCCCGAGACCAUCGGUGUCCUCUGCAAGUCCACGAAAUUCAGCAAAGAAGAAAUCAAGCGAAUCUACCAGGGAUUCAAACAGUCCUGUCCCACUGGCCUUGUGAGCGAGAACACCUUCAAAGACAUGUACUGCCAGUUUUUCCCCCUAGCAGAUACCACACAAUACGCUCACUACGUGUUCAAGGCCUUGGACAAGGAUAGGGCUGGAGCCAUUAACUUCAAGGAAUUCGUCAUGGGCUUGUCGGUGCUGUCACGCGGAUCGCCGCAAGAGAAGCUCCAGUGGGCAUUCAACCUCUACGACAUCAACAAGGAUGGUGCGGUGACUCGCGACGAAAUGUUUGAGAUAAUAUCGUCUGUGUACAGUCUGCUAGGGCACUGCGCGGCGCCACAUCCUGACGACCAGUCUGCAAGGGAGCACGCCGCAAGGGUCUUCCAGAAACUGGACCUGAAUAAUGACGGCAUCGUUACGUACGACGAAUUCAUCGAAACAUGUUUACGGGACGAAGACAUCGUUAAAUCUCUGAAUGUCCUGGACACCGUGCUGGACUGAAAGGUGCUUCCUUCAACGCCAACUACCACUGCUCACAGCUGGACAUCCCAAUGGCAGAUGGGCGUCAGCCGUUUUGCUGUCUUCACCGAGACAUCACCUGUCGCUUUCGACUGUCACAGGGCACAUCACCUGUUAUUCCUCUUCUGUCAAGAACUCUUCAAGCACUUUUUCUGAUCUGACCACCUGCAGUCCAUGUGAAAGUACCCGGGAAGACACCAAUACCCAGCACGUUCGUUUUUCCCCUACAGAGUCCCUUCUCCCGACUCAGCAAUUUUAUGACAGUCGCUCAAGCCAGUGGUUGCCAUUCUUCGUCAUGGUUGUGUUUGGUAGUUUACAUGACUCCAUUGAGCCUUCGAGAGGUCCCUUCUCUUCAGAAUGCACAAGAACACAUUGUAUCCUGGUUCAAAAGCAUACUGUAGAAUUGAGUGGUGCUCCGCAUUGGUGUUGCUGCUACAUUUACCUGUGCACCAUCUACACGACGGCGAUCUUGGGAAAGCUCUCACAGUGCCAUAUUAGCACUACCAGCGCCAUUACGAUACCCAAGCACCCAAGCACAAGAAGAGAAUAGCAUGUUCAUUUUCUCACACUAUUUAUUGUAAAAUUUAUUGUUUCGAGCAUGUCAUAUAGCACGCGUAGUCUUCUCCAUUGAAACGAGUCAGAGGCUUUCCAUUAAAUGUUGAUAAUCCUGUAAUCUUACCUAUUCUUGGUCAUCACGGCUUACAUACACAGGCCAACAUUUUAUUACGCUUUGCCAUAGUUAGGCCACUAUGUACAGAUACCAGCCUUAAUCUGCGAAGGUAUUCCUAUGCAGGCAUCGUUCGCUCUCUCAUGCAUUUUGCCGUCAAAAACUUAGUGCGAGAACCUUUAUCCAUCUGCAUUGCAAAUGUGUUAGUAGCACUAUUUAUUUAGUAAAGUGUGAUAAUUUUUGAGGAAGUUACAUGUUGCUGCUGCCAGAAACAUAAUUGGUGCAUUCGUCAGGUAUUUAAUUGCUUCACGUUUACCAGGUAACUGAAAUGUUUCGUUGAUGACCGCAAAAAAAUAGUGCCUGGACAAGCAACAAAACUGAUGUUCUUUACAUGUAUGGCUACUGCCAGACCUGACCUCGAUCUCACUAAACUAGGCAUUCCUCUCGCUCAUAGAUGAUCGAACAUCUGUUGUAUUACUAUCGUACCACGUUGCUGAUAAGCUGUUAUUAAAAUGUAAAUAAACACAUUCUUGACCCGAAUGUAUCAAUGUUUAUUCUCUCUGCCU